Messenger RNA from Lodderomyces beijingensis, 2448 nucleotides. NCBI's taxonomy places the organism in Eukaryota, Fungi, Ascomycota, Pichiomycetes, Serinales, Debaryomycetaceae. The record is from the annotation of a GenBank genome assembly.
AUGAGCACUACAACGAGAAGGCAGGAAAAGAAAAAGGGAGUUGCCGAGUCCGUCGCCAAUUCGGACUUUGACGUCAAUAUCCUCCACGACCCGUUUGAAAACCCAAAUAUCGACUUGAAGUUCCCCUUGCCGAUAGAUAAGGAGACCUAUGUCGACGUGGAGGACAAUUACGAGUCCUUGGGCCAGUCGUUUAACAUUUUGAACUCGGCGAUAAGGAUGAUUCUCGGGUAUGGCGCCAAUUACGACGAGAUUUACUCCAAGAAUGAGUACAAGUACUUUCUCAACAAGCACUCGGACGAGUUUAAAACAAAAUUCAAAAACUACAUGAACAGCAAGUUGGAAAAAGAUGACACCAAGUUGGACGAAAUUGUCUAUGACUUAAUCAAUCAGGAAUUGAAUAUGAAGUUGAUCGAGGCCAAGGACUUUAAAGCUAGAUUCAAAGAAGUCAAGAAGUACAUGGUGGAAUUUUACAAGCAAAAUAAUGAAAAAAAUUUGCCAACCUUCCCCUCGCACAAUUUUGUUAGAUCUGCUUACCUCACGGUGAUGACAAUCAUGAGAAGGUUGUUCCCCAAGGGGAUCUGGGUCUCGAACCAGGACAUUUCCAAUUUAUACCAAAAAUACCUCGAGGACCCCAUGAGUAUCAUUUGGACCCCGUCGCAUCAGUCGCAUUUGGACUAUAUCAUCUUGCACUUAAUCUGCGUCCGGUUCCAAAUGGCGACCCCAGCGGUUAUCGCUGGUGAAAACUUAAAUGUUGCCGUUGUCGGUGGCUUGUUAAAAGGGUUGGGUGCCGUUUUCAUUCCUAGAACUUUUAAUAAUGAAUUAUACACCGAGCGGAACCUAAACAAUGUCAUGGAGUUUUUACUAAUCAACAAGAUCCCAUUUGAAGUGUUUAUCGAAGGUACUCGUUCAAGAGAUGGCAAAUUGUUACUCCCCAAAUACGGGAUUUUGAAAAGUUUGGUUUCUAUUUAUUUAAAACAACGAUUUGAAGAACACAACCCAAAAUUCAAUAUGUUGUUCCAACCAGUUGCCGUGACAUAUGAACGUGUUUACGAAAAUGACGAGUUUUUAAAAGAAUUGAAAGGUGACGACAAGAAGCAAGAGAGUUUGUUUGGAAUAUUAUCGGUUGCCGGAAGUGCUUUUAGCAACAAGAAAGAUGUCAUUAUACGCGACAAGCAAGGUUUCACCGAUAACAGCACCAGGAAAUUGACGGGUAAGAUUUUUCUCAAGUUGGGUGAAAGUUUUACUCUUGAACGAUUUAUUGAUAAUCCUGAGAUUAGGCAUGAAAAAGACGUAAACUUGAAGAAAUUGGGAUUCACCAUUUUACACGAAAUCAAUAGAAACUCCUUUCUUCCAGAAGUUUCCAUUGUAGGAACUGCAUUACAGGCGUACAAUUACUUUGCCAAUAAGGCCAUCUUUUCGGUGCAAGAGUUGAUCCCCGUGUACAGGAUCGUUGUUGAGGCCUUGUUGAGAGAAAAUGAGUCGUCAAAGACCAACAAAAUCAUUUUGCAAAACAUGUUGAAGUUUUCCGAUGCUGAGUUAUCGAGCUUGAUUAUCGAGCAAAUCACCAAUUUCUUUAGACACAUCAAGGUGAAUGAUACAAAGAACCUUAUCAGAAUCGAGUCUCCCAUUGAGCUACUUUACUACAAGAACUUGACCAUUCACUUGAUCAUCCAAAGAUGUCUCGUUAUGUACAUCAUCACCUUGCUUAACGGGACCGAGCAUUGCAACAGGAGAAUCAUUGGCAAAUUAUUUUACAUCCUCACUGGUUUCCUUAAAAACGAGUUUCUUUUCGACUAUGAUGAAAAUGAGAGAAACGGCAUGUCGUUUAUCAUCCAGGAUCUCACUGACCUUGGCGUGAUUUCCAAAUCCAAGGCGGAAGACUCUGAAUAUGCCAUAUACACCAUCGAUGACCCCAACUUUGUUAGACUAUUUGCCAACUUGGCUCAACCAUUUUUGGAGUCGUAUGUCGUUUUGAUUACCAACAUUUUGGAAAUGACUAGCAACUUGGCCAGCAACUAUGCUAGAGCCAAGCAACAACAAACGCACGAUCAAAUCAUUCUUGACGACGACGAAUUGAAGUAUCCAACAACAAAGGGUCUUCUCAAAUACAUCAUUGCCCAACUGCGGAAAAAGGCGCAGUUCCAAUCACUCGAGUCCAUCAACAAGCAGUACUUGGUGAGCGACUUGUACUACCUCAACAAUUUACAAUUGAUCAAGAUCUUCAAGAACAAGGCCAAGACCAAGGCGUUUGUCCAGAUUUUGAACCCUAGAGAUUUGCAAGUUAUCAAUAGGUUUUUGAUCCAGUUGUUGCAUGUCAACACCGAGGAAAAGAAUCUCUUGACCGACGAAAUCAAUGUUAACUAUGUUAUCGACAUUACUAAUAAGAACUUUGAAAGGGACAUAGGCGAGUUGGAAAGAGUUUCAAAAUUGAGAGGUAGUAAGAUAUAA